Prunus armeniaca (apricot) is the source of this 543-nucleotide messenger RNA. The record is from the annotation of a GenBank genome assembly. Lineage: Eukaryota; Viridiplantae; Streptophyta; Magnoliopsida; Rosales; Rosaceae.
AUGCCUACUUUUAUUAGUGCACUGUUGAAAGAACCACUUAAGAGUGAGCUCAUUGCCCUUUUGCAGGAGUUCAGAGAUUGUUUUGCUUGGCAUUAUCAUGAAAUGCUAGGAUUAGAUAGGGAAUUGGUGGAGCACAAGCAGGCCAGAAGAAGAAUGUCCAUGGACACAAAACAGAAGGUCAAAGAAGAAAUAGAAAGAAAUCUGAAUGAAGCUUCUCCCAAGGAUGAGUACCCUAUGCCAAUGGCAGACAUGCUAGUAGAUGGAGCUGCUCACAACCAGAUGCUAUCUUUUAUGGAUGGCAAUGCAGGUUACAAUCAGAUCAUGGUGGGAGAAGAAGACAUCCACAAGACAGCCUUCAUGUGUCCAGGACACAUAGGUGCUUUUGAGUACACUGUAAUGCCUUUUGGUUUAAGAAAUGCAGGAGCUACUUAUCAAAGGGCAAUGAAUUCUGUCUUCCAUGAUAUGAUAGGACAUUCUUUGGAAGUGUAUAUCGAUGAUGUGGUGAUUAAAUCCCCCGAAAGGGAAACCACAUACCAAAUCUAA